AUGUUUUCUAAACAAAGUGGACGUCUGGCAGCGCAAGCUUGCAAACGUUUUGCUCGUCCUACGCAGUCCCGCAGUUAUGCGACUGGAGCAGCCACAGCAGCCGCUGGUGGUGCUUUCAAGAGAGCAGCAGGUAUGUUGCUCGCUGGCGUAGGCGCAAGCACAGCAGGCGGUUUUGGAACAUGGUACACGAUGCAUUCGAACGGCUUAGGCUUCCACUCAGACGAAGAGAGCCUGCGGCGAUUUGUCGCUAACCACGAAGAGGCGAAGAUGGUGGAAGAGACGAUCAACAAACAUCCGCUCGUUGCAGAGCUCCGCGCCAACCCCGAACUCACCGAAUCACGGCCCACACAUGAAAAUGCCCGGAUCAUACCGAAGUCGGAGCCUGACAGGAGGAGCGCUCAUCGGCGAGGGGAAAAUGCCACAUAUGUCGGUGACGACCUGUGCGGCCAUCCUGGUAUUGUACAUGGUGGUCUCCUGGCGACUAUGCUGGAUGAGGGUCUCGGACGUUGCUCCUUCGGUGCGCUGCCCCAUAACAUUGCAGUUACAGCAAACCUCAAUGUCGACUAUCGCAAACCCACCCCAGCGGGAAGCUUUUUGGUUCUUCGAGCGGAGACAUACAAGGUGGAAGGCCGCAAGGCCUGGGUUAGGGGCCAUAUCGAAUUACUGGCCGAGCCUGGCGAGAAGCCGACGAUAGUGGCCGAAGCGCAAGCACUAUUCAUCUCGCCCAAGUAUGCUGCGAUGAUGCCUAAAAUUGGUUAA
Fusarium verticillioides 7600 is the source of this 759-nucleotide messenger RNA. RefSeq lists its product as hypothetical. The transcript is spliced from 4 exons. The record is from RefSeq and is a predicted model, not a curated record. Lineage: Eukaryota; Fungi; Ascomycota; Sordariomycetes; Hypocreales; Nectriaceae. Bases 1 to 759 code for a protein of 252 amino acids.